UCAAUGAAUUUCUACUCAAUAGAUUUUGAAGAAUAGGAUUAAUAAGGUACUCUAUUUUAUAAUAUCUAGAAUUGGUUUAAGAACCAUAAAUUCAAUAAGCUGAAUAAUUAAUGUAUUAUGAUUAUGAUCAAAGUCUAUAGCAUGAACCAGAAUAACUUAAUACAUUUGAUGGAUAUUUAUAAGAGGAGCCUGUCCUUUUGUUUAAUUUUGCAGAAGAAGCACCAAAGAAAAAAUCAAGGCUGAUUAACAGAAAAUCAAAAAAAGUAAAAAAGACAGAUUCAGAAACUGAAGUUUCACAGAGCAAAAAAUCAAAAUCACGUAUCACAAAUAGCGAUUAUUUGAAACUUUAAUAAUGUUAAAGACUAAAAAUAAUAAUUACUUAGAUGGAAUCUCUCUUGCAACAAACACGAACUUAAAUUUUUAACUAAUACAUUAAAAAUCACUCUAAAUGAA
Molecule: messenger RNA, 453 nt
Organism: Paramecium pentaurelia
Lineage: Eukaryota; Ciliophora; Oligohymenophorea; Peniculida; Parameciidae
Source: the annotation of a GenBank genome assembly